AUGUUGUCUUCUGAAGACACCGUCCUCAUUUUUGGAGCCACUGGCAACCAGGGCAGUGCAACCAUCCGUGGCCUUCUGGCCCUGUCACCAUCCACCACUAUCCAUGCCCUCGUCCGAGACCCUGACUCACCAAAAUCAAAGAACCUACAAACCCUCAGUCCCAACAUCCGGCUUUUCCCCGGCGACUUCGACUCGCCUGCCAGCCUCUCUGCUGCUGCUGCCAACACCACCGCCGCCUUCAUCAACGUUUCCAUGGUCUUCAGCGACUUUACCAUCGAGCAGAAACAUAUGCAGAACAUCCUGACCGCACUGGCCGCCGUGCCCACCAUGAAAAGGGUCGUCUAUGCCUCCGGGGCCGGAGCCAAGGAUCCCUCUGUGCCCGGUGCCUUGAAGAAUGUCAGUCCGGGCACAUUUCGCUACGCGUGGUUCGAAAACAAGUUCAACAAUGAAAUGGCUCUUCAACGCGAGGCAGAGAAGCAUGGCUGGGACUGGACGGUGCUGCAGCCAGCGGUAUUCCUGACCAACUGGUUGCCGCCGUUGGUGGGAUUCGUGUGGCCGCAGCUGGGCGAGCAUCGAAUUGCCACGUUGUUUCCGCGCGACUUCCGCCAUUAUUGGGUGGACCCAGAUGAUACGGGAAAGUUUGCAGCGAGGGCUUUGUUGCGGGAGGACAAUGGCGGGCUGCGUGCGUUGUGGGGCCAGACGCUGGAGUUAGCGAAUGAGUAUUUGACGCUUGGAGAGGUGUUGGCGAGGUUGGAGGAGGUGGCGAAGGGGAAGACGGGCAAGGACGUCAGUAUCGUCAUGGACAUAAAACCACUGGAUGAGGCGAGGAAGAAGAAAGACAACGAUGUCAAAGUCGACAGCGAGCUCUUUCAGAUUGAUAAUCCCCCAACCGCCGAUAUCGAAAGGGUGAGGAGCUUUGGCAUCGAGCUUCAGACGGUGAAGGGCUUCUUCGAGAGGGAGCAGGAGAGGCUACGGGAAGUUCUCAAGCUAUGA
Cyphellophora europaea CBS 101466 is the source of this 993-nucleotide messenger RNA. RefSeq lists its product as uncharacterized. The record is from RefSeq and is a predicted model, not a curated record. The coding region runs from base 1 to 993 and encodes 330 amino acids. NCBI's taxonomy places the organism in Eukaryota, Fungi, Ascomycota, Eurotiomycetes, Chaetothyriales, Cyphellophoraceae. The transcript has a single exon.